UUAAAAAUAAAAUUAAAGAAAGAAAAACCGAGAAUGAUUGAUAAUGUUAUUAGAGUAGUCAGCAAACAAUAACAACAACAACAACAAAAGUCAACUUAUAAAUCCAAAUAUGAAGGCCAUGAUAUGUACUAAAAUAAUAUGGCAGUACUGCAAGACAAAACGAUAUGAAUGGUAGAUCCAACAUUGAUAUUCCAACAAGCAUGAAGACAAUACUUAGAGCAUAGCCAUAGACCCUUUUCUCCUAUAGCCAUAGACCCUUUUCUCCUAACAUCCCAGCACUUAGAGCAUACCCAUAGACCCUGUUCUCCUAAUAUCCCCAUAGAAGUGGCAGGGGCUUGGGACUAUAAUCUAGCAGAUUAAUGAAACAAAGAAAAUGGAAAAUCCACAUGUUUUGGUGAUACCUUAUCCUGCAGCAGGACAUGUAAUCCCGCUAAUGGAGCUCUCACAGUGCCUAGUCCAGCAUGGCUUCAAGAUUACGUUUGUAAGUACAGAGUAUAUUCAUGAGAAAGUCAGCAAUUCAUUGGCGAUGAUUGGUGACGAAGGCAACCACCAAGUUCAUCUUAUAAUGAUCUCAGACGGGUUGUCCUUGGAAGAUAGGAAGAAACCAGGCAAGUUUUCUGAAACAAUCUUGCGUAUCAUGCCUGGGAAAGUGGAGGAGCUCAUUGAAGAGAUUAACGGACCGGGAGGAGAUGAAAUUACUUGUGUCCUUGCCGAUCAGAGUCUUGGAUGGGUUCUGGAAAUUGCCGAGCAAAAAGGAAUCAAACGAGCUGCCUUCUGUCCUGCAGCUGCUGCUCUGUUAGUCCAAGGAUUUAGCAUCCCAAAGCUGAUUGAUGAGGGUGUCAUUAACAAUGAUGGAACUCCAAUGAAGAAACAGUUGUCUGAUAUGCCUGCCAUGAAUACAGAAAACUUUGUGUGGACCUGCCUUGGCAACAUGACCCUGCAGAAAAACAUUUUUGGUCUCAUGGUUAGAAACAACAAAUCUAUUAAGUUAGCAGACUGGUUAAUUUGCAACUCAACUUAUGACCUUGAGCCAGCAGCAUUCGAAAUGGCCCCAAAAGUCCUACCUAUAGGUCCACUUCUGGCAAGCAACAGGCUACGAGACUCUGCAGGAAACUUCAGGCCAGAAGACUCGAUCUGUUUGAAAUGGCUUGAUCAACAGCCUCCACAGUCGGUCGUCUAUGUUGCAUUUGGCAGUUUCACAAUUUUUGAUCCAGCACAGCUUCGAGAAUUGGCCUUGGGUUUAGAACUCUCCAAAAGACCAUUCCUGUGGGUUGUGAGACAAAAUAUGACAGAUAAAGUCAAUGAUGCCUACCCAAAAGGACUUCAUGACAGUGUAGCCACUAGAGGACUGAUUGUGAGUUGGGCACCUCAACAGAAGGUUCUCUCUCAUCCAUCCAUUGCCUGCUUCCUGAGCCAUUGUGGCUGGAACUCCACUAUGGAAGGAUUAAGCAAUGGGAUUCCUUUCUUGUGCUGGCCUUACUUUGCUGACCAGUUCCUUAAUCAAAACUACAUCUGUGAUGUUUGGAGGAUUGGAUUGGGGUUUGAUCAAAAUGAAAGUGGUAUCAUUACCCGAAGUGAAAUAAGAAUUAAGUUAGAGCAACUUCUGAAUGAUGAAGACAUAAAAGCAAGGGCUGUAGACUUCAAGGAAAUGGCAGCAAGUAGUAUCAGAGAAGGUGGUAGCUCUUACAAAAAUUUCAGGAAUUUUGUUGAAUGGAUAAGUCAGAUUUAAAUUCAUUCUGUAUGUUUCAACUUCAAGUUUUAUUCCGGUGUUUUUUUCUUUAUUUCUUUUUUAUUUUUUCCAUGAGCAAACAAAUUAAUUUCAGAGGAAAGGAUAAAGAGAAAUACUCCAACCAGGAAAAAUCAUAGGAUGUCCUGCCAAUCAGAAGUGCUGCUAAAAGGUCAACAUAAUUUGAAAAGAAGAUAUUAUUGUACUUAGGCUGCCUGUUCUUUGAACAACAGUUUUGUGUGACGUUUUAUAAGAGAUAGAAUUAAUAAAAUUAUGUGGACCAGCUAAUCAUCUGCAUAAUCACCUCCACAUACAUAGCUUCUUUUAAAAGCUCUUAGAGACUAGAGAAAUGACUUCAAGUCUGCAAUAUGCUAAAAGUACCAAUAUUAAGACAACAGGAUGCUGAAUCAAAAACCUGCUUUGAACAAGUUAGCUACUCUGCCUAUAGAACUUGUGUUGUGGUAACAGGAUGUUUUUGUACUAGUGAAGUGGUCUUCCAAAGGAGGUGCAUUUUAGAUCUAAGUCUUAUUCUAUGUUUUUAAGCGGUUCCUGAUUCCAGCAGAAAUUUUAGAUAACGAAAUUUCUGACAGCAUGAACACUGAUUCUAUAGUGUGCGUUGCCCAACUUAUAACAGCAUAAAGUUGACUUUGUACCAUUAUAUACAGAUACAAGUUGAUGAUGCUCCCCAUUAGCGCUUAUAACAGCGGGCCUGGCUUGCUUUACUGUCCAGACAUUUAAAAGUACAUUUAUUGAUACCUUGAGAUUAUCCUAGCAUGAAUAAUUUUCAGCCAGAAGUGUAAACAAAGUCCAUGGAGACGAACCCAGACUAGCCAGAUAAAGUCUGCCUAAAUAUAUAUAUAUAUAUAUUGCACAAGAAAAAUUCUAAGUCCUAUGUAUAUGUUCAUCUUCAAUACUUACACAAGAACUGAGGAUAGGAGCAGUAUACAGAGAACAAAAAUUAAAAACAAACGGCUAAAAAUUGAAGCCAUUUUCGAGAGAGCAGUAUCAAAACGACAAAGUAAACCCAUAGCAAAAAUCAGUAUCAAAACGACAAAGUAAACCCAUAGCAAAAAUGCACACAAGUCAAUAACAAAAUGAUAAAUAGGAAGAAUGAAACCAAAAAGAAAGAGCCAAGAUUUCAGAUUCCCAAGUCUCAGACACAAAUAACAGCAGAUACCAUGAAGACAACACUUUUAGCAAGAAUUCCUUGAGAAAACCCCCAAUCUCUUAGUAUAUAUACAUGGUAAAAAUUAGUGUUUAGAAACUACAUUCGGGAAACUACAUUCAGAAACAUUCAAAAUCUUAAGUAGAGGAAGUCAAACAUAUGGGUAAUCCACAUAUGUUAGCCAUACC
Messenger RNA from Ziziphus jujuba (common jujube), 3079 nucleotides. Its product is annotated as UDP-glycosyltransferase 83A1. The transcript has 2 exons. Lineage: Eukaryota; Viridiplantae; Streptophyta; Magnoliopsida; Rosales; Rhamnaceae. The record is from RefSeq and is a predicted model, not a curated record. Gene Ontology annotation, molecular function: UDP-glycosyltransferase activity. Bases 374 to 1729 code for a protein of 451 amino acids.